Molecule: messenger RNA, 2440 nt
Organism: Aspergillus vadensis CBS 113365
Lineage: Eukaryota; Fungi; Ascomycota; Eurotiomycetes; Eurotiales; Aspergillaceae
Product: ankyrin repeat domain-containing protein
Exons: 1
Coding region: 396-2141 (581 amino acids)
Molecular function (GO): protein binding
Source: RefSeq, a predicted model, not a curated record
CACUCUCACACUUUACACUCUAUCCAUCUACUUCAGUAAAUUCUAUGGCACGGGUACACCGGAGACAUGGGUACAUGGAGAGAAUUGCCUCACAGCAACGGCAUAGCUCAGCACGUAUCACGAUGACCACACCACAGAUUUGCACUGCGCAAUUCACUACGCGCACAAAGGUAGCCCCAACCCUAGAUGCAAAACUGCAGAAGCGAUAUAGCAAACAGACGUCACCGCCUUCAGACUGGUGAUUCUGCCUGAAUAUUGUUUAUGUGUUGUUCGAAGAGAGUGAAUAGAGAUGGCUAGGAGAAGAAUCUUCUCUCUACUGAUCUCUCACUCUUCUUUCCUAUCUCCAUCCUCAUUUCCAUCCAAACGGCAUCUUGAACCAUCGGUUCUCAAGCAUCAUGUCGAGCGAACUGGAUACUCAAGUCUCUUACGACACGGAUAUCAGAGUCUCAUUGCCCUUUCUGCAGGCAGCACGUCAGAGGAACUAUGACUAUCUGACUUCGCUGCUCGCUGAGGGUCAUCAUCCCAAUAAACGCGACGAGAAUGGCUACAUGGCUUUGCAUCGGGCCAUAAUAGAAGCACCUGAAGACCUUACUACUGUGGCAAUGCUGCUGACGUACGGGGCAAGUCCACAUGCCUUCUUCAGGCCUGGGAACAGCUCGCUAGAGAUCACGCCCUUACACUACGCUGCCAUGAGGGGUGAUGUUGGACUCGUAUCUCUCUUCCUCCAUCAUGGAAAGAAUGACGUGACACCUCGAACACUCAAAUAUUGGACUACUCCGCUUGAGAAUGCCAUCAGUUACGGUCGUCUAUCGGUUGUGGCGAGGUUCAUUGAGUUCUUCUCCAGCAGUCAGCUUCUGCACAAACCGACCCGUGGGAUUGAUGAAUCAAUCAUCUUAGCCGCCAAGCUCUGGUACUCAAAGGCGUUGACAUUGCUCCUGGACUACAGAAAGCACCACAUGUAUCCCAAUCCCAACGGGUUCGAUGUACUCAAGCAUGCCUUCUGCGAAGCAAUCCGGCCUGAAGCUUGCACGUCCAGCGCCCAAGGCAUUACUGAACGAUCUGGAUGUCCCGGAGACAACACUCCUUCCAAGUGCGCUCAUCUUCUCAUCCAGGCCGGGAUCCGCUUCAGGGAUGAUGAAAUGGACAGAUUGCUCAGUAUAACCUGCAGCAAUGCCCACUUUAUCGGUGUCACCCGUCUACUUCUGAACAUGGGUCCCAAGGUGACCGGCGAUCACAUUACCCGCGCUAUCGAGAGCCAGAGUUACCACAUGGUGAAAAUAGUGACCAAAUAUGUCAUCACCAGUGGCGGAGAAGCCGCUAUGAGGCGUGAUAGCGAGCCAGACUUCAUCCAGUAUGCUGCUGGUCACGGCAGUUUGGACACCUUUGAAUACCUUUCCACGGAACUCAGUACAACCUCAUCCCAGAGCGCAUCGAUGCCAACGACCGAGAGUCGCAAGACCCCCAUCAUCCACUACGCCGUGUGGGGCCUCCGCCUCGAUGUGGUCCAGCACCUUCUUUCGACUCGAGGCUCGAGCGCCAACGAGAAAGACGAAUAUGGCCACUCACCAUUGAUGUACGCUUUCGAUAUCGCCGACCCAAGCGACGAGAACACACGCCUGGCCAUCAUUCAGCUCCUCAUGCAGCACGGGGUCGAUAUCAAGGCCAGCUCAGUCGAAGGACUGACUGCUCUCCAUCUCGCCGUCAGAUUAGGUGUUACACCCGCCGUCCAGCUCCUUCUCGAAAAGGGCAGUAACCCCAACGCGAAAACCGCCACCGGCAGCGAUCUAUAUCUCAGACGCAACCCGUCCUUCUGGAGCCCCGAGACUAACGCGCGCCUCCGAACCCCAUUGCACUGGGCCGUCGAUCGCCUGGCUAAUGUUUCCGUGGACACCGUGAGACUUUUGCUUCAUUAUGGUGCGGAUAUGAACGCUCAGGACGGGAAUGGUGUCACGCCUUUGAACCUUCUCCUCGGCGACGGAUGGUGUAUUAAUGGAGCUUGGAAUGCUCGUAUGGAAGUCGCAAAUCUCUUGCUGGCCUGUGGUGCAGACGUUGAUAUCAGAGAUAUGAGCGGCAUCUCGGCACGUCAGAGAGUCGAUCAGCGUGAUGCGGAGUUGCAUGCCUCUGCUGCUCAGAUGUCUUGAAGGCUGGGUACCUUAGUCCUUGAAAUAAGGUUUCUCUGGUUUACUAAUUUUGAAUCAUGAUUUACUGCUUGAUCUUUGAUCUUGUCAUACAUGAGGGGUUCGUUUUACAUAUUGUCUUUGACUUGACUUUGCCGUUUUUUCUCUCAUUUGCCAUGAUUUAUUCCCUGAUCUUUCAAUCUCACCUUACCGAAUUUGUUUAACAUCUUGCCUUUAGCUUUACUUUGCCUGGUUACUUCGAUUUACAUGAUUUGUUGCUUGAUCUUUUGCAGAUCUGGCUAUGUGAGAAAAGUUGGUUGUAC